Messenger RNA from Olea europaea var. sylvestris, 372 nucleotides. RefSeq lists its product as uncharacterized. Lineage: Eukaryota; Viridiplantae; Streptophyta; Magnoliopsida; Lamiales; Oleaceae. The record is from RefSeq and is a predicted model, not a curated record. Bases 1 to 372 code for a protein of 123 amino acids. The transcript has a single exon.
AUGUCUCCUUAUAAGUUGGUUUUUGGUAAAGCGUGUCACCUUCCAGUCGUGCUUGAUCACAAGGCCUAUUGGGCGACAUACAUGCUAAACUUUGAUAUGAAAUUAGUUGGGAAGCAAAAGAUCCUUCAACUUAAUGAACUUGAUGAGUUUAGGUUGGGGGUAUUUGAGAAUGCCAAGUUAUACAAAGAGUCUGAGAGAUGGCACGAUUGGCCCAUGAAGGAAAAAGAUUUUGAGGUUGGUCAGCAAGUUCUCAUGCGUAAUUCUCGCCUCACGCUCUUUCCACGUAAGCUAAGGGUGAGAUGGUCGUGUCCUUUCGCAGUUGUGGCUGUAUACCCUUAUGGCAAAGUUGAGGUGGUAUCUCAAGAUCUCUAG